UUAGCAGCCUUGAUCGCCUGCGCUGCCGCUGGCAAUCCUGAGGAUGAACAUGCCGAAGCUACUCUCUUAAAAUCCGAUGUUAGAGCUGAUGGUUUUGAUUCUGCUUUAGAGACCACCAAUCACAUCCAUCAAGUAGCCUCCGGUGAUGAACAUGGCAAUAUUCAUGGUGAUUUCGAAUGGGUUUCUCCCGAAGGUGAACAUGUUGCUGUCAAAUAUGUGGCCGAUGAAAAUGGUUAUCAACCCAGCAGUGAUGUUUUACCCACUCCCCAUCCUAUCCCUGCUGCCAUCUUGAAGGCUAUUGAAUACAUCCAUGCUCAUCCACCAAAGGAAGAAUACCAUCAUUAAAUUUUGUUAAAAUACUUUAAAACGACAAUAAAAAGGGC
Messenger RNA from Lucilia cuprina (Australian sheep blowfly), 383 nucleotides. Its product is annotated as larval cuticle protein 1-like. The record is from RefSeq and is a predicted model, not a curated record. The annotation marks the transcript as partial. Gene Ontology annotation, molecular function: structural constituent of chitin-based larval cuticle. NCBI's taxonomy places the organism in Eukaryota, Metazoa, Arthropoda, Insecta, Diptera, Calliphoridae. The transcript has a single exon. Gene Ontology annotation, cellular component: chitin-based extracellular matrix.